This is a messenger RNA of Arvicanthis niloticus (Nile rat), 916 nucleotides long. RefSeq names its product prostate stem cell antigen (gene Psca). Gene Ontology annotation, cellular component: plasma membrane. The record is from RefSeq and is a predicted model, not a curated record. Lineage: Eukaryota; Metazoa; Chordata; Mammalia; Rodentia; Muridae.
UUAGCAGAGCCUCCCCUGCCAGCUGAGACCAUAUAAAGCCUCUGGAGGCACACUCCCAGGUGCUCACUGCAACCAUGAAGACUGUCCUCUUUCUCCUGUUGGCCACCUACUUAGCCCUGCAUCCAGGUGCUGCUCUGCAAUGCUAUUCAUGCACUGCUCAGGUGAGCAACAAAGACUGCCUGAAUGUACAGAACUGCAGCCAGGACCAGAACAGCUGUUUUACAUCGCGUGUCCGGGCCAUUGGACUCGUGACACUUAUCAGUAAGGGCUGCAGCUCAAAGUGUGAGGAUGACGCGGAGAACUACUAUGUGGGCAAGAAGAACAUCACCUGCUGCUACUCUGACCUGUGCAAUGUCAGCGGGGCCCACACCCUGAAGCCACCCACCACCCUGGGGCUACUGACUGUGCUCUGCAGCCUGCUGCUGUGGGGCUCCAGCCAUCUGUAGGCUCUAGGAGAGCCCUACUAUGUAGCCCUACUGUGUGGGGAUGAGCUGCACUCCUCCCCCACCCCACAGCACACAACCACCACCACUCCUAACUCCCACACAGGGCUGGCCUUCCCCCACCCCCACCCCUCCACCAGGGGCCUCUCCUCUCUGCUGUUAUUUCUACAGCUAGCACUUUGCCCACCCCACCCCCACCCCAUCAAUACUGUGCCCUACCAGUUCCGACCAGAUGCUUCUGCCGCAGACUCCCUUGUCACUCUGCUCUUCAGGACCUGAGCCAGUCUGCACAGCAGCACUUGGAGAGGGCCUGAUAAAGGCUGAGAUGAGAUGGACUGAGCAGAAAUGAAGCUGGGAGGUGGGUGAGAGGUACCAGGAGUCCUAGGAGAUGAUGCCCGAUGGGGGACAUGCUCUACAUUUAUAGAGCUCUAGGAUGCAACUGUCCUGUAAUAAAUACCUGUUGGGUAAGUGGA